Messenger RNA from Grammomys surdaster, 1482 nucleotides. It is a transcript of the gene Fam81b, whose product is annotated as family with sequence similarity 81 member B. The record is from RefSeq and is a predicted model, not a curated record. The transcript has 11 exons. The coding region runs from base 1 to 1482 and encodes 493 amino acids. Lineage: Eukaryota; Metazoa; Chordata; Mammalia; Rodentia; Muridae.
AUGGUGUCAGAUUCAUCCCCCCAAGCGCCCUACACACUGCAUAUGGAAGAGGUGCCCACACUCAGCAGCCGCUGGGCCACUACUAAUAAAGAAAAUCUCUCAGACUUACACAAGAAAACAGAUGUACUGCAAGGGCAAAGCUCCAAAAUCACAAGUCACAAUUCUUCAGUAAGCAAGAAGGAGAAUUUUCAGAGUUAUCAAGAGUUGCCAGAGGAAAAAAUCGAAAUAGGUUCAGAUCCAACACUGCUUGGAGAUACAGAUGUAAACAAAAGUGCCUCUCUGCCUGCCGAAGAACAGCCUGAUCCACCUGAUGGCCCCCUUCCUGGCUCAGUCAGUGACCAAGAAAAGAAAGUAAGAUCAUCUCCAGCCAAAAUGUCAACUAAGAAUUCUACAGAUCUAGUUGAAUAUGUUGACAAGGCUUGCCCCUUUCUUCCUGCCAUGCCAAGCAACCAGACAAGUCAGCUAGAAGACAGGCUGAAUAACCAGGAGCGCACCAUAGCCUUCCUCCUUGAGCAGGCCUUCCGCAUCAAGGAAGACAUCACAGCUUGCCUCCAGGGAAGCCAGGGCUUUCGAAAAGAAGAAUCUCUUGCCAGGAAGUUACUAGAAAGUCACAUACAGACCAUCACCAGCAUCGUCAAGAAACUCAACCAAAACAUUGAGCUCCUAGAAGACCAAAUAAGAAUCCGAGACCAGGCGGCCACAGGAACUAACUUUGCAGUGCAGGAUCUAAACAUCAAACACAUACAAGGAGUUGGAGACCUUCGGGGAAGAGUAGCCAGAUGUGAUUCAAGCAUUGUGAAGCUUUCCGGAGACAUCCAGUUCAUCAGGCACGAGUGCCGACAGACUGAGAAAUCAGUUCAAGAACUCAUUUCUGCCUUAGAAACCAUUUCUAAAAACUUGGAUGUGAAGGUAAUGCAGCUCUUAGGAAAGAUAGAGGCCUCUACUUCUGAGCACAACUCAAAUUUAAAGAUGGUCCAAGGAGAUUAUCAGCAUGAAAUGAACCUCUUGGGAUUCAAAUUUAACUCACUUUCUACAAAUAUAUAUGAAGAAGUUGAAAACAAUCAAAAAUGGACAGAAAACCAGUUUAUCAAGUACAGAAAAGACCACCUGAGCCACAUGAAUGAAUGUCUGAAGGUUGUGCAGGAAAAGCUGGAAAAGUCUGAGAAUAAGAUGGAAGAAAAAAUGCUUCAACUUUCAAGCAAGUUGGAGAAUUUUAUUAAUUCUCAGAAACAGGAGGCAGAAGUAAACAAAGCGAAGGCCAUAGAAAAUAAAGUAUCCAAGAAAAUGAGUCAAAUAGAGAGGCGGAUCUGGGCGGAACUAGAGAAAAUGCAAAACGACUAUCAGUCAGGAUUUAAAUCAAUCCACGACUCCCUCAAUUCUCUCCAACAAAUACAGAAAACAAAAAUGGAUUUAGAGAAACAUAAAGUACAGAAAGACCUAAAGAAAUUACAGCGUAAAAUAGUGGAACUCCAAGAAGUGUAA